Molecule: messenger RNA, 10857 nt
Organism: Drosophila novamexicana
Lineage: Eukaryota; Metazoa; Arthropoda; Insecta; Diptera; Drosophilidae
Gene: dikar
Exons: 12
Coding region: 294-10064 (3256 amino acids)
Biological process (GO): chromatin remodeling
Cellular component (GO): CERF complex
Molecular function (GO): protein binding
Source: RefSeq, a predicted model, not a curated record
AUAUAUUUAAAUUUUGAAAAUAUAUUUAUAUUUGAGUCUAAAUUUACAGUUGACAAAAACAAACUUUCAAACAAAGCACAACAAAUCCGACCUUGCAUUUUAAGAAAGCAAAGAGAAACGUCAAUUUAAUAUACCCCAUCUUGAACCGGACCAGGCUGUUAAUGGAAGUUUGUCAAGCGAAUGUAAACAAGCAACAACUGGGAACGACCAGAAGGCAACAAGCAACACGCCCAGGAAUUGUUUUAAUUUAUUCUUGCAGAGAGCCAACUUUCUAAUACACAAAGCAUACAUAAAUGGUUUCUACUUUCAUUGGCCUAUUGGACAUACAAUCAUGGUGGGAGAUACCGUGUAUUUCGCAUUUCUGUUCAUUGUUUAGUUCCGCCUUCGAUUUGCCCGACAUUGAUAUAGAGGAUCUCGAAUCGGCGCUGCUCUCCGAUGGUACCAGCGAUGAGGAUCAAGUUGCCUUAGUGCCCGAAUUAAUUGUACGCCUGCUGACCGGCUGCGAUGCGCUACAGUCGGUAGCCAAUGAGAUAACACACAGCAAUUAUCAGAUGUUUUUGCGCCGUUUCCUGCGCCAACAGUGUCGCCUGCAUCAGACAGAGAAUCACUUUGAUACGGACAUUGACUUUCAAUCGCUGCCGGUGCGCAAGCGUCUACAAAUUCUGCACGAUCUGUGCCAUUUUCGCCUGGACUCUGUCGAUGUGCAGGUCAUACUAAGCAACCUAGAGGCGGACAGUUUGCGCGUUGAGCCGCUCGGCUACGACGCCAAAAAUUCAGGAUAUUGGUAUUUCUACGGUACGCGACUCUAUCGCGAGGAUAAGGCGACAACAACGGCCACUGCUACCGGUUCGGGCAAGUCAGCUGCUGCUGCUGCUGCUGCGCUCUCCAGUAGUGGCGCCGGCUCUGGUGGCAACACGAUCCUAGGCGGCAACAGUACCGUCUGGCAGGUCAUUUGCUUCACCGAGGAGGAUUGGCAGAAUUUGGCAGCCAAAUUCAAGACCUCAACGAAUGGUAAAGAGCGUGAACUCUUCCAAAUACUGGAUGAGAACUUUCUGCCCAAGCUGCCGCAGCUGUUUCGCGAACGUGAACGUCUGAGACGCAGAAAAUUACUGCAAGUGCGCAACUCCAGUCGCAUACGUAAUCUCGCCGAGCUCAAGGCGCGCCAGGAGGAGGAGCGUGUGAAGCGCGAACGUGAACGCGAACGCGAACGUGAACGUCGUGAGCGACAAUAUUCAGUUCAUUUGGCGCCGCCGGCGGUACAGCAGCGCUCACGCAGACGGUUAGCACGUCCAGUAUUAUAUUCUCAAUCGACUUCAACGGCUAGCGGUAUUUCAACUUACGCAAGCUCCCUCAGACGUACAACAACAACUAAUUCGAGCGAAUUUCUGUGCCACAGGGAAACUUUUUGUCUAUCGCCAGAAGAGGAUGAUCAAAACGACGACGAGGAGCCGAAUCAAGAGCAACAGCAACAACAGCAACAACAUCAACAGCAUCAACAGCAACAAUUAGCGCAACAACAACAGCAAGAGCAACAACAACAGCAACAAGAAGAAGAGGAACACGAGCAGCAGCAGCAAGAGCAGCAUUUGAACGCUGUGACAGCAGCUGGCGAUAAAUUCCGUUCACCGCCACCGCCGCCCAGAGAAAAAUCACAAACGCCAGCGAAAUUCAAGAGCAAGAGCCACCACCAUCAUCAUCAUCAUCAUCAUCACCACAAGAAGAAAAAGUCUGGCAAGAAGCAAAAGAAACGCUCACGCGAGCGUCGCGAACGGGAACGGGAACGAGAUCAACAUCAUUAUCAUCACCAUCGGCGGCGUCAUAAGCAUGCGUCUGAGACAGACGAGCACUGCGAGGACACCAACAACAAUAACAACAGCAACAACAACGAGCAAAGCAACAACAGCAGCAGCAGCACAACAGCCGCUCGCAGCCACAAGCGACGCCACAGUCGCCAGCAGCAGCAGCCACAGCAGCAGCAGCAACAACAACAACAGCUGGAGCCGAGCCCAGAGACGACCGAGCCGCAGCUGCUGCACGCCGCGUCGCUGAGUCCCGAGGAUAAGGAGAACUUUUGCCGACAACUGCAAUUGCUGGAUUCAAAUUCGGCGGCCAUUGCGGUCGCCACAAGCAUUGCGAACCUGAGCCUGCCCUCGCCUGUGGCGCAUGACAGCGAGGAGCAACUGCAGCCAGCAGAGCCAAACACAGCACAGCCAGUGGCUGCCAAGCGCGAGGAGCAGAUGGCGCCAGCGGCCAAUGUGAAGCUGCCCGGCCGGCAAACCAACAAUUCACUCAGCUCCCUAACGGGCAACAUUUUCAUACCAACUGGCGGCAACGCGUCCGCCCACCAGCAACAGCAGCAGCAGCAACAUAGCAACAGCAACAGCAACUCCGCAGCCGAGACGACGGCACGGUCCAAGAAACAAAAGGCCAGUGUGAGCGCCGGCAGCUCCGGCAGUAAAGCGGAACGCAGUGCCAGCAAAUCGGAGGCGCCGGCGAAAAGCAAAAAAUCAACGGCGGCUGCAGCGCCCUCCUCGGCUGCCUCCAGUGCCUCCUCGUCCAGCAAGGCGGAACGCUACAGCAGCGCCUACUCCGACAAAAGUGCCGAUGACCAUGUAAAUAGUAACAACCGUAGCAACAGCAGCUUUAACAACAACAACAACAACCACCACCACCACCACCACCACCAUAAGCACGCGUCGCACCACAAUCACAACAACAACAACAAUCACAACCACUCAACGCCGGAAGCAACAACAACCGCAACAACAACAACAACGUCGCACGGAGUAGCCCACACACCUUCACACAACACCCAUCAUACGCACAACAACACCCACCUUCAUAGUCAUAUUAACAGUAAUAAACAUAAAUCUCACUCCUCGACAACAACAACAACAACAAACCUAACCAGACCCAUAACACACCAUCUAACAACAACAACAAACCCAACAACAAUCACAACAACUUCAACAACAGCGAAAGCAAACAACAAUGCAACGUACAACUCCUCAAAUCAUGCGAAUAUUCUUAGCUUUACCGAAACGGAGGAGGUACUACAAAUCGGAAUGCACAAGGUGCUUGUCUAUGUCAAAAAUCAUCGGGAUGCAUGGCCCUUCAUGGAUCCCGUUGAGGAGGAUAUUGCGCCGCGCUAUUACUCAAUCAUUAGAAGGCCCAUGGACCUGCUCAAGAUGGAGGACAAACUGGACAGUGGAGAGUAUCACAAGUUUAGCGAAUUUCGCAAUGAUUUUCGCUUGAUUGUCAACAAUUGUCGACUGUACAAUGGCCACAACAACGAGUACACGGAAAUGGUCAACAAUCUGCAGGAAGCCUUCGAUAAGGCAACCAAAAAAUAUUUCGAUAAUCUCUCCGAGGACGACGAUGAUGAUCCGAAUUUAAGUUAUCCCGCCGCUGAUUCCAAGAUGAAUGUCUUUCGCGAGAAGUACUUUAGCAAGAAGGCGAAAGGUGACGACGAGAAGGAAUCCUCGGCGAACUCUGCGUCCAGCAAGCGUCUGCAGGACAGCAGCGUCGAGGAGGGGCACCACAGCGACACAGAGGAGCCUGCGGAGGCGACAACACACGCGCAAAAGCGCAAGCGCAAGGAGAAGGAUAAACGGCGUAAGAAGAAAACCAAAAGCAAAGCGGAAAGAAGCAGUCACAACGAUGACAUGGACACCGAUGAGGAGGACCUGGAGCCAGAGCCACCGCCACCACCGCCGCCGCCGCUAGCAAUGAAAAAGAGCAAAAGCAGCAAAGUACUUAAGGAAAAAGACAAGGACAGGGACAAGGACAAAGAGCUAACUGGUGGAUCCUCAGGCAAACGUGGACGCAAGGCCAAAGGCAGCAAGUCCUCGCAGAACCAGACAACCAGCUCCUCGAAGCCCAACACCAAAACACAAAAGACCAAAAAAGCGGGCAAAAAGUCAACGCCCGAAACGGAACCAGAGUCGGAGCUAAGCGAGCCGCCGCCGCCGAGUGAGCCCGAGUCUAGCGACGAUGAGGAACUGGCUUUGGCCAAAGUCAAGUCUCUGGUGAAGCCGACGGCGCGCACAAUUGCGGCACAAAAGAAGAAAAUGGUGCCCGCCGAGUCCAAGGUGAAGACCCCAACGCCCGUCAAGCGUCAGCCAAAGAGCAAAAGAGUUGGACGCGGUCGCGCCAAAGCCGAUCGGGAGCUGGCCGACCUGGACGACGAUGACGACAGUCUAUUGUAUGACAUCAAUGCAAAGAAACAGCUGCCGCCAACAGCUGCUGCGGCGCUUGCUGAAUCCGCUGCAGAGCUGGAGGAAGAUGACGAGGACAAUGACGAUGCGGACGACGAUGAUGAUGAUGAGUCCAGAUCGCGCAGCAUGUCACCCUUCAAGGUGGAUCUGCACAAAAAAUACUCAAAGAGCGCACUCAACGAUGAUCUCUCCGAGCUGCUGACAACCGUCAAGAAGGUGACCAGCGCCGAGACCUCCAAGCUGAGCGCACGCCACGAAGGCGACAAGUCCGACCAGGACUCCGAGUCGGACUAUAUGUUGCACAGCAGCUCCGAUGAGCGGCGGCGUCGCCCGCCCUCGCCGGUGGCCGUCAAGCGGGGCAAGAAAAUCGAGACGCCGCCAGUGAAAAAGGAAAAGGACCGGGAGCGGGAGAAGAAAAGCCGACAAGACAAAGACAAAGAGAGGGAGAAGGACAAAGAUAGGGAUAAGGAAAAGUCGCGCAGUGCCAAGCACAAGAAGAGCUCAGCGGAAUCGGCGGCUGCUGCAGCCGCUGCUGCCGAGCAGGCGGAACUGGAGAUGCUGCUGCCAUUUAUGGACAAAUAUGACGUCAUCAAAUAUCGACGCAGUCGCGCCGCGCAAAGCGGCUCCACCAGUGCAACCAAUUCGCUGGCACCCUCCGAGGACUCCAAGUCAACCAGUGUCAAGAGUGUGUCCACAAACAAAAAGAAGCGCGAAAAUACCACAGAGCCAGCGGCGGAACAUAAACGUGGUCGUAAAAGCAAAGAGCAAAAGCAUCAAAAGGAAUCGAAUCUAAACGACAAAGCGUCUACCAAGCAGGAGAAGAGCGAGAAGGCGGAGGAGAAGCCCGUGGAGAAGGCCAAAAAAGCAGAAACGCCAAAAAACGUUGAGAAGCCAUCGCGGGAGUUGACGCCGCCGCCACCGGCGCCUGCAAAGACCUCAACGCCGCCGGCGCCAGUUGCUCGGACAGAGCUGGCCUGCGGCAAGGAUGCGGCCAAGGGCAGCGGAGGUGCCGGCGCCAGCAGCAAUGCCAAGCCGAAGGAGAGCAACGUCAAGGCAAGCAGCAAGAAGCAGCGAGCCGAUAAGCAAAUGCCGCCGCCGCCAAAGCCCGCCGAGAAGUCAUCCGUGGAAAAGGGCGGCGGUCACAAGAAGCUAACCGGCAAAAAGGCGGCGGCGGCCGCGGCCGCGGCACAGAAAGCGGCGCCCAGCAGCAAUACGAAUCUGGAGGCGCUCGACGUGGAAACGGAGCAAACGCUGAAGGACAUCAAUCGUUGGCUGGAGCACACGCCGCGGUUCUCCGAGUUCAGCUCCGCCAGCAAUUCGCCCUCGCGCUACAAUCUGCUGGAUGACUUCGACUCGGCCAUUGGCAGCAAACUGGACGCGGCCGACUUUAGGAGACCCGUCGCCCUGGCUGCGCCCAAGGCGGAACUGGUGCCCACCAAGCUGGCGGAGGCGCUCAACGAGCUGGUCAGCGAAACGUCGGCGACCAAGCCGGGCGGCAACAAACUAGACGCGGAAACUUUGCCCACGGCCAGCAGCGUGAGCAGCAGCUGCGGCACGCCGCCGCAUUCGAUGCACUCGGGCAACUCCAUAGGCAGCACCUCGGCAACGGCGGCCAGCUCGAGCUCCGCCUGCUCCAAUAACUCCACGUUAUCCGCACAGCAGCAGCCAGCAGCAACAGCGCCGCCCGUCGUCGCGGCCCCGCCCACAGCAGCAGCAGCAACAAUUGUGGCGACAACCGCGCCGCCCGUCAAGCCGAAGGAGCCGAGCAGCACACAGCUGUUGCUGAAUCCGCCGCCACCGCCGCACAUCAAGCAACAGAUGGCCAAGGAGGCGAAGCGCAAGUCGCUCAAGGAGAAGCUGGCGGCCAAUGCACAGGCGCAGCAGGCCAAGGCCAAGGCGAACGUGAUGCGCACCAUCGAGCGUCUGCAGCCGGGCAAGACCAAGGGCAAUUUGAUACAGAAUGUGGUUGGGUCCAAGAUGGAUGAGCUGGAAACCCUGCUCUGUCCGGUGGUCAGCAAGUCCAAGUCAGAAACCAAAAACGCGCUCAUCACCGAGUGCAGCGACACGGCGCCAAAGCUCAGCCUGGGCACGGUCAUCAAAACGCAGGACUUUGCGCUGGGCAAGACCCUGGAGGAGCUGGCGAACAAGCAGCAGGAGCACGAUCCGGAGUCCAAAGAGCACAGCAGCGCAGAGGAGUCAGCAGCGGCCACAACGCCUACCAAGGAGCCUAUGCCCAAGCCAUUCGAGGCGCUGCUCGAGCUGAGCAAAGCCAGCGAAUUGGCCUCAAAGGCGGCCGCCUCAGCCGAGGGCAAAGAGAAGCCGAAUCUGAGUGCAUGGCUCAAAGCUUUCGGCGGCCCCAAGGUCAACAAGAAAUCCACCAGCGAGGAGGAGAAACAGCCAACGACAACACAGUCACAGCUUCUGGCACAGGACGACGCCCGGGUGGCGCCGCCCGCACACUCGCCCGCCGCCGGCGACACAAACUUUUCGCUGCCCGUGGUCAUGCGGCAGCGCAAGCCGAGCACGGGCAGCACGAACUCGGAGCGCAGCUCAUUCAGUCAGGAUCCGGACUCGCCGCGCAUAGCCAUCGAUGAGCGUUACGGUUCCUAUGCGGCUGGCUCGUAUACAUCGCCCAUCUGCGCCUCGCCCAUCGGCGCCUCGCCCAUUAUGGUGUCGCCCAAGCCGAACGAUGACAUGGGCAAGCCGGCGUCACCGUAUACGUUGAAUGGCGCCAUCAAGGUGGGCUUCUAUCAGGACACGACGACCAAGAGCAGCCCGGACAAGAGCUGCAGUCCGCGCGAGAUGAACUCACCGUAUCCGCAAUAUUCUCAGCACAUUUACUCGUCGGCAUCGUCGCCAAAUGUGUCCACGCCCGAGCUGAGUGGCACCUCGCCUUAUGGUGGCGGCAAUAGCUAUAAUCCGUCUGGUUCGGAGGCGUCCAAGACGCCAGCCUAUUCCUCCACCUCGCCACUGCCCAUCUACGAUCAGUACAAACAGCCGCGCUCCCAAGAAUCCGACUACAACUCUUCGAUGAGCCCCAGCACGCCCAAUCCGCAUUCACCCUAUCAACAGCCGCAGAGUUCGCCCUACACCACGCCCCACUCGACGCAGCCUUCUCCCUAUCACGCCCAGUCGCCCUACCAUCAGACCGCGCAUUCGCAGCCGCAGUCGCAGCAGCAACAGCCCUCGCACAGCCCCAAUCCUCAGCAACAGCAGCAACAGGCGCUCAGCCCGAUGCCCAGCAGCGUGGAUUCGCCUGCCUCCUCGGCGGCCACACAGCCGCCCACCCCGCUGGCACAGUCGCCGGCCGAGCAGCAGCAUUCGCCGUACCAACAGCCCGUGCUGUCGCCCUAUCAGCAGCAAGUCGUGCAAGUCGUGCCGCCGUCGCCUGUGGUGCCUGCUGCAGUGGCAACGACAACAAUGGGCAACAAUGGCUAUGCGCCAACGCAUGACAACUACCAGCAGCAACAACAGCAGCAACAGCAGCAGCAACAUUCUUUGUACAAUCCGGCAACGCUGAUCAAUCCGCUGCCACCUGCUGCUCCCGUGGCGGUAUCCACAGCGACGCCUAAGGCUAACAACAAUGAUUGGAGUCUGGGACACAGCCUGCUGCCGCCUAACCUAGCCACGAAUCAGGUCACACAACAGCAGCAACAUCAGAAUCAACAGCAGCAACAACAACAGCAGCAGCAGCAACAUCAGACGCUGGCUCAUCAGCAGCAGCAGCUGCAUGGCAUGAAGCCCAAGUAUCCAACCUAUGCACAAUAUCAGUCGACAAAUGCGGCGGCCAAUGCAGCAGCAGCCGCAGAUGCUGUUGACAGUCAGCAGCAGCAGCAACAGCAGCAGAAAAUUGUGCCGCCCAGCUAUGGCAGCGAUAUGGCCACUUUUAUGCAGCAUCAAAUGCAGCAGCCCGCCAAAACGGAUACGUUAAUUAAUCCGUUGAAGCGCGCCAACGAGGAUUACAGCGAUGUUGCUGCUAGCAAAUUGACCAAGCUGGACGAGAAUCAUAUGCAGCAGCAGCAGCAGCAGCAGCAAUUGCACACAGCAACACAACAGCAACAGCAACAGUCACCGCAAUCGCUGCUCAAUAAGCAACAGCAAAUGUUCAAUAGUUUUCUGGGCUCCAUGGCCUUUAACAAGCAGCUGGGCACCAUAGCGCCAGAUAAGGCAUUCGAAAUGUAUAAUCGCGCGGCGGCUAUGGGUUUUCCCAAGGACUUUGCCAAGGACAACAGCGCCUGCAACAUGCAGCAGCAGCAACAGCAACAGGCAGCGGCCAACAAGCAGCAGAGCAGUCAGCAGCAGCAGCAACAACCGCAGCCGCAUUUGACACAGCUGCAGCCGCCGCAUAAUCUGAAUUAUCAGCAGCAGCAGCAAAAGUUGACGCUGCAACAACAGCAGCAACAACAACAGCAGCAGCAGCAGCAGCCACACAAUGCCUACCAGCAACAGGCGCAGCAGCUCAACCACAACUAUGCACCAGCAGCAGCUGCUGUUGCUGCCGUGCAACAGCCGACAUCCGGCAAGCCCGCGGCAACACAGGCUGCUGUGGCGGCCAACAGCGACAACAGCAACAUGUUGCACCUGCCGGCGCAUCAGCAUCAUCUCAGCCAGACGCAUCAUUUGGCUGCCUACAAUAAACCUACACCGCCGCCGCCGCAAACCUACAACAAUCCGUUGAUGCACACAUUGACCGAGUCCAUGCUGGCCUAUCCGGUUAACUACUUUGACAAGAAUAUGCCGCCGGCGGCGCAUAUGUACAGUGCGUCCAGUGCGGCCACAGCGUACGGUAAUCCCGCCCAGCAACUGCCCGGCAACUAUGUGCCCGGCAGCAACAAUGGCGCGCAGCCAUCGCCACAGCAGCAACAGCAACAACAGCAGCAGCAACAGCAGCAACAGCAGCAGCAACAACACGCAGCGCCAGCUGCUGAGGUCAAGGCGCCUGCCAAGCGUGGACGCAAGAAGAAGGCGACCACAGUUGCUGCCGAGGCAAAUGCCAAGCAGCAGCAACAACAGGUAGCAGCACAACAGCAGCAGCAGCAACAACAACAGCAACAACAGCAGCAGCAGCAACAUAGCCAGCAGCAGGCAAUGCCGCAGUACAACAUGCCACAGAUGCCCACAGCUGCCGCAGCACACACUCAGGUGCUGCAUCAGGGUUUCCAGCUGUAUGCGGGUCUCAAGUCCGGCGGCGUGGCAUCGCCAGCGGCGGGCACAGCAGCAGCAGCAGCCGCCGCUGCGGCAGCAGCAGCUGCCUCGGCUGGCAGCGCGCCGGGCAGCAAUCAGACGGCAGCGGAUGCGGCUGCCAUCUCGCUAAAGACCUCCACGGGCGGCAUGGUGCCGGGCAGCGCCUUCAACUUUGCGCCCACGCCCAGUGCGCUGGGUUUGUAUGGCGAUCAGACGGCGGCUGCGGCGGCCAGCAGCUAUUUGGAUCAGUUCCGUGAUGCGCCCAAUCCCUACUAUAUGCCGCCGGCGCCGGCGCAUAGUGGUGCCGCAGCGGUAAAUGCCGCUGGCAAUGCGUCGGACAAGACACAGAAUCCAUUGAAUACGGCCGCUGGCUCCUAUCCGUUUCUGGCUGCAGCGCAUCCAUCGACACGGGCCGCAGCUGCCGCGGCGGCAUAUCCCUUUGCUGCCACCCAACUGGACCCCAAUUCGCAGCUGUACCAGCAAUAUUUGCGUCGCGAUGACUUCCAUGCGCGCAUGAUCUUCAAUCAGAGCCUGUUGGGCGGCCCGGCUGCCGCUGCUGCCGCGGCCGGCUAUGGCCAGCCGCCGCCGCCGCCGGCCGCCUAUCGACCCUCGGCUCUGGGCAUGACCAAGCCGUAUGAUAUUAAUAGGCAAUCAUGGUUUUAGCAGUACGCCAGUGCCGCCAAUGUGGACCUGCAGGGCGACGACCUGAAUGCGUCGUCUACGGCGGCGACGGCGGCGGCGACGGCAGCGGGGGCGGCGGCAGUUACAGCAGGGGGCGUGGCUGCAACAGCAGCAGCUGCUGCUGCAGCGACAGCGCCUGCAACUUUGGCAAAUGCACAGCAUUAAGUGCGAUUGGUUUCAAAAAGAGUUUUCAACGUGUGCUAAAACCGAACUGGGAGCGUUUUAUAAUUUGUCCUGAUAAUAUAUAUAUAUAUAUGUGGUUAUGUAUGCCGACUCGAAUUCUAGUCUAAUAGAAUCGCGAUGAUUGUUUUGAUUGUGUGUGUGUGUGUAUGUGCGUGUGCCUGAGUGUGUGUAUGUGUCACCCUAACUCUCCCCACUCAACCAUGCCCAAUUUUAACCCCAUUUCCUGCCUUUUUUCACACCAUUUUGUGCAAUGUUCUAAACUUUCAAACGUCGCCCAGGUUUAGCACAACGUUCGCAACUAACACUUUAGAUGCGUCGUUUUUUUUUUUGAAUAAUCUUAGUUUCAAGUUUUUCUGUUAAUGACAAAUCUAUAUAUGUAAUUGUUUAUAUAAAAGUUAAUGGUAGUUAAAAGAAGAAAUCAAAGCGGAAACAAAAUGGGAAAUCGAUGAACACGAAUGAUUCUAAGAAUUGUUUCAAUUGCUUCCGACUAUUGUAAGCCUUUAGUUUGCAGAAUUUAACUAAGCGUAUUAAUUGUAAAUUAGCUAUUAUUAUUAUUAUUAUAUUAGAUUAUAUUAUAUUAUUACUAUAUAAC